AUGGGGGCGUACGAGGCGCUGGGCCUGGCGCAGGCCGCGCAGGUGUAUCUGCUCGUGGGGCUGCUGGGCGCGGCCGUGUACCUGCUGCUGGUGCUGUCCUUCCUGCUCGUGCCCAACAUCCGCGCGCAGCACCCGGCGGCCAACCUCGUGGUGUGGCACGCGGGCUGCGGCCUCGUCUCGAGCGCCGGUUUCGUCUUCGCCUUCGCGCUGCAGCGGGACGACGAGGACGGGGAGGCGGACGCGGCGCUGGUGCAGCGGCAGUGCGCGCUGCUGGCGCCCUUCAACCAGUUCUUCCUGCUGGCGGGCGCGCUCUGGUACCUCAUGCUGGCGCUCGACCUGCUCGUGGCGCUCGUGAACCCCUGGAUGGGCUACAGCUGCAAGUCCUGGGCCUACCACACCAUCGUGUGGAGCGUGAGCGGCGUGUCGGCGCUGCUGCUGCACCAGCUGCAGCUCUUCGGGCUCUCGCCGCUCAACGUGUGCUGGGUGCGGCGCACGCGCGACCCGGCGCAGGUCAACACGGCCAACUGGGUCUUCCUCUUCGGGGCCGUGGGCGGCAUCUGCCUAUUGUCGCUGGCCGUGCUGCUCUUCGCGAGCUUCCGCUUCGUGCGGCGCCAGCUGGACGUCACGUAUCGCGCCAAGCGCCGCAACCUCGUGCAGUACUACCGCUACCUGCUCAUCUAUGCGGGCCACUGGGCGGCCUGCGGGGCGCUCUACUACGCGGCGUACCGCCAGCAGUUCGACGGCAAGAUGGCCAAGCACUUUGAGCUCGCGAUCGCGCUCGUGUUCGGGUCGUACCCCGUGCUGCUGCUUUUCGUCUGGGUGCUCAACACGGAGCUGUACCAGAACUUCUCGAGCGAGAACAAUCUGUCCAAGGCGGAGCGAGGCGCGGGCGACUCGAAGAGCACAGAGCACUUUAGUGCGGCGCUGAGGAAGGAUCUGAUGCGCUACACGACCGCAGGGAUUCGCUGCAGCAUCACUGAGUCCCCCGCCGACAGUCUGCGCUCGCCGCUGCUCAGUCUGGCCCGCGAUCGCUUUGGCUCGCUGGAUCGCACGGCCGCGCUGUCGUUUCUGCAGAUGGAGGAGGGCGGAUCGGCCGGUCUGUACCACGAGAAGAAGCGACUAGCGACGACGGUGUACAACGGCGAGUACCGGUACUACGAGAAGCUGGGCUUUACCGACUACGCCCCGAAAGUGUUCCAGAACAUCCGCGAGAUUUGUGGGAUCGACAACGAAAUGUACGAGCAGUCGUUCGCGGAUACGCUCCUGGAGCGGGCGUCGGAGGGCAAGUCUGGAAUGCUCUUCUACUUCACCAGCGACCGGAAGUACCUGGUCAAGACUAUGACCAAGAAAGAGCAUUCGUUCCUGCUGGAGGUGCUCCCGCUGUUCCACCAGUACAUUCUAAAGCAGCCGAACUCGCUCCUGUGCCGCUUUCUCGGCUGUCACUCCAUGCAGCUUCCCGUUGGCUGGAACAAGAUGUUUUUCGUCGUGAUGGAGAACAUUUUCCCGGACGGACCAGUCGACGAACGCUACGACCUGAAGGGCAUAUUCCACCAGUCCAACUUCAGGUACCAAGAAGGGAUCGCGACGCCCGUGUCAAGCGAGUGGAGUCGAAGUGCGAGGGAAGAAGAAGGUGUGGUGCACAUUCUCGAUGAAGAUGAAGCAGCGUCCAGCGAGAGCCAAAGUGUGGACAGUGAGAUGGGCCACGUAACAGAGAAACAACCACUGUUACGUCGUGGAAGCUCACGCCCAUCGCUUCGUUACGACAAUGACUUCGUGACUCGCCGUGCCUCGCUUCGCGUCAACCCCACGACCCGUGCGAAUUUGCUCGCCCAAGUGACAAGUGACUGCGGAUUCCUUCAGGAGCUGGGGAUCAUGGAUUACAGUUGCCUGCUUGGCAUCCGACAUUACAACCAGCGCAUUGAACCGGAGGUGAUGGACAACCUGGCUCACAAUGCCGUCGUGUCGGCUGACCAGUCCACUGUCUACUAUCUCGGCUUUGUGGACAUUUUGCAGCACUACAACAUCGGGUGGAAAAUGCAGCACUGCUUGUUGGCUGCUGUGGUGGACAAGCGCCAGAUCACGGCGCUGCCUCCAGCUGAGUACGCGCUGCGAUUUUUGAACUUUAUUCACGAAUAUUUACUGCGAGACCCCGAGGGAUCAAACGUUCGCUCAUACGGGAGCAUCGGCUACUCGCCCUCCAGCUUCAUCCGCUAGGCAAAAGCUGCAAAUUCGGGGAGCAACUAAAAAUAUGAGGCGAGGAGCAGCAUC
Molecule: messenger RNA, 2268 nt
Organism: Phytophthora sojae
Lineage: Eukaryota; Oomycota; Peronosporomycetes; Peronosporales; Peronosporaceae
Exons: 2
Coding region: 1-2214 (737 amino acids)
Biological process (GO): cell surface receptor signaling pathway; phosphatidylinositol metabolic process
Cellular component (GO): membrane
Molecular function (GO): phosphatidylinositol kinase activity; transmembrane signaling receptor activity
Source: RefSeq, a predicted model, not a curated record